AUGGCCCCAGUCUCACAGAUUUGUGUGCCGCAGGCGUCAAGGAAUGUCCUUUCUCAGAGUGUGUACUUUGCCAGCCCCGGGUUCGCUUUAUCACACUUGCCCCUCUACUCCCUUGCCCUAGUAACCACAGUUAGAGACCAGUCAGUCCUCGUGGUCGGCGGCAUUCUGGCAGUCGAGAGACCGGACUCGACUGCUGUGGCCUCCGAACAGGGUCUACACCAGCUCACCUCUCCCACGAACAACGCACAGACAAGACCUUCCUGA
This is a messenger RNA of Protopolystoma xenopodis, 264 nucleotides long. Lineage: Eukaryota; Metazoa; Platyhelminthes; Monogenea; Polystomatidea; Polystomatidae. The record is from the annotation of a GenBank genome assembly.